Penicillium salamii is the source of this 1206-nucleotide messenger RNA. NCBI's taxonomy places the organism in Eukaryota, Fungi, Ascomycota, Eurotiomycetes, Eurotiales, Aspergillaceae. The record is from the annotation of a GenBank genome assembly.
AUGACCUCGAACGGCCGAAGCGCUCCGGGCAGCUCCCCAGACCAAGCUCGGUCAUACCAUAUCGACAAUGAUUCCGUGCUCGCACCGAAUUCCGACUUCAAGACUCGCCUCGAGAUCUUUUCCACCAAGAUCCCUAAUGUCUAUGUUGCACCUUUCUGCGGAGCCAGCGCGGGCGUCGCCUCCGGUAUUGUCACAUGUCCGCUCGAUGUCAUCAAAACGAAGCUUCAAGCCCAGGGUGGGUUUCGCAGAGGAGCUCAAGAGGUUGCCUCGGGGGCACUUUACCGGGGAAUGAUAGGUAGUGGUAGGAGGAUUUGGCGGGAGGAUGGUCUCCGCGGUCUCUACCAAGGACUUGGUCCAAUGUUACUCGGAUAUCUUCCAACCUGGGCUGUCUAUUUAGCGGUCUAUGACCGCAGUCGUGAAUAUUUCUACGACGAGACGGGAAGCUGGUGGUUAUCCCGCGGCUACGCAUCCAUCAGUGCAGGCGCAUGCUCGACCAUCGUUACAAACCCCAUUUGGGUCAUCAAGACGAGACUCAUGUCGCAAAGUUUGAAACAGAACAGCGAAGGAGUCCGCGCACCAUGGCAAUACUCCGGCACAUGGGAUGCUGCACGCAAAAUGUAUCAAAUCGAAGGCAUUCGAUCCUUCUACUCCGGCCUGACCCCAGCUCUACUGGGGUUGACACAUGUGGCCAUUCAAUUCCCCCUAUACGAAUAUUUGAAAAUGGGAUUCACAGGCUACGGUAUUGGUGAACAUCCCGAUACUGGCAGCUCACACUGGAUUGGGAUUUCAGUCGCUACCUUCCUCAGCAAGGUUUGCGCAAGUACUGUCACAUACCCACACGAGGUUCUGCGCACCCGACUCCAAACACAACAACGCACUGUACCUGCACCAUCUCCCGAGGAGAUUGCUUUCCGUGGUGGCUUGAACCAUCCACAUGACCGUGGCCGAUCAGGCGGCAUUUCUUCUUCCGAUGGGAUGCGCAAUCGCCCGCGCUACAACGGCAUGAUCCGGACAUUCCAGACCAUCCUCAAAGAGGAGGGCUGGCGUGCGUUCUAUGCCGGGAUCGGCACGAAUCUGUUCCGGGCUAUCCCGGCUGCUAUGACGACUAUGCUCACAUACGAAUAUUUGCGGAAGCAGAUCAGCACCUAUCAGCACGAGGGUAUGCUGAAGUUGCAGACAGAAGAAGCGACCCAGGACUCUCUUUGA